AUGGUCAACCCCACCGUGUCCUUCAACAUCGCUGUCAAUGGCGAGCCCUCGGGCUGUGUCUCCUUCAAGCUGUUUGCAGACAAGUUUCCAAAGACAGCAGAAAACUUCCGUGCUCUGAGCACUGGAGAGAAAGGAUUUGAUUAUAAAUGUUCCUCCUUUCACAGAAUUAUUCCAGGGUUUAUGUGUCAGGGUGGUGACUUCACACGCCAUAAUGGCACUGGUGGCAAGUCCAUCUGCACUGCCAAGACUGAGUGGUUGGAUGGCAAGCACAUGGUCUUUGGCAAGGUGAAAGAUGGCAUGAAUAUUGUGGAGGCCAUGGAGCACUUUGGGUCUGGGAAUGGCAAGACCAUCAAGAAGAUCACCAUCGCUGACUGUACACAACUCGACUAA
This is a messenger RNA of Gorilla gorilla gorilla (western lowland gorilla), 390 nucleotides long. Its product is annotated as peptidyl-prolyl cis-trans isomerase A-like. The record is from RefSeq and is a predicted model, not a curated record. The transcript has 2 exons. Gene Ontology annotation, biological process: protein folding; protein peptidyl-prolyl isomerization. NCBI's taxonomy places the organism in Eukaryota, Metazoa, Chordata, Mammalia, Primates, Hominidae. Gene Ontology annotation, cellular component: cytoplasm. Bases 1 to 390 code for a protein of 129 amino acids. Gene Ontology annotation, molecular function: cyclosporin A binding; peptidyl-prolyl cis-trans isomerase activity.